CUGCCUGAUUGUCUGUCUGAAUGUCUGUUUGAAUGUUUGUCUGAUUCGAUUCUUCCCUUCACAUUAUUAGUACUGAACUACCUGACCACACUACAUUUAGUACUACUGCUACUACAUAAGAAAUGUCUUCACAUCAUCCUUCCCAACAUUCAAAAUACAGCUGUACUGGCUCAUUAGAUGAGACAUCUGUUUCAUGUCAGAGGAAGCGUAGUGUUGAAGACCAGGAGCUAGACCAAGGUCAGAGUCAAAACUAUGACCGGGAGCAGGGAGAUAACGGAGCUAUUACAACCACACCCGUCGUAAAGAAGGCUGCAACAUCCCCUGAACUAAGAAAGGAACAGAACAGAGCUGCACAACGAGCAUUUCGAGACAGGAAAGAAAGACAUCUUCAACAGCUCGAAAACAUGAUCAGAGACCUUAAAGAUCAACAAGUACAUAUGGUUACCCGCUUUCGACGCGAGGUCACAGAGCUCAACUCACGUCUUGAGACCACUAUGCUUGAAAAUCAAUACUUGCGUGAAGUUGUUUUCGCAUUCGAGACGGCACUUUGUAAAGGAGGGCAUGUUGCGGUUUUACAAGAUGUCAAACAGGAACUUUAUCGCCAUCAUAAUGAAAAGCAUGCGCAAACACACCAAGCAAAGUCAGAUAUGGCUAGAAACAUUGGAUCAGAUGCUACAGCUCAGCAUGACGACUUUUCUGAAAAGUCAACAAUACCAUCCAAAGAAGCACCUCACCCUUUGACAUUGCCUCUCACGGCUGUAGAUCCUACGCAUGACAUACUGUCCUAUACUGUCAAUCGGGAGAUCCUUUAUAGAGCGCCUCCGCUCUUUGUAACUGUUGCAUCUGAUGAUGGAAAAAUCACGACAAUCAGAUCACCUACAGAACCAUUGUCAGCACCCCGCCCAUCUUUUGUUGCACCGGGAACUCAUCUACCCAAACAUACAGACUACACAAAACAUCCAACCGUAUUUGAUGAGCUUCAAUCCUCAUUAUUCCCUCCAGGUACACUGGAGUCUCUGGUGCAGAGCGGCAUGGCGACCCCACAGGAAGUUGUGAAUGAUAGUAAUACUUUCUUUGAGCAGAUUCCUUCGAAUACCGCGGUCAUGGGCGAUGAUCAUGGAUACUGCUCGGCAACAACUACUACGAACAGUCAACGGGUUCGAGGAGAAGGGGGUAUCAAAAACUAUGCAACCAAAGUGGGACUUGUGAAUGGUAACCAUCGUCUGCAAAAGGAAUUUUACAUCAUGGCGACAUCUCCACCUGCAGUGGACCCGAAUAUUUCACCUCAGAUCUAUGAAAUACCUCAUGAUUCAAGGAUUGACUUGAUUCCAUGUCCCAAACUGCGGGCGCAGAUGAUUUUACACCAAAACAAAUACAAUAUCGACGAGUUGUUUCAGCUGCUGUUGGAUAAAGCAAUCUGCCAUGGACCACCCAUGGAUGUACACAGCUGGGAAUUGCCAGACGAGUUCUUUGAUCGAUUUGGGUUCUUGAUGGGUUUAGAUAUGGAGCGAAUUCGACGCAAAGUGUGGCCACGGAAGGCGUUGUAAAAAGGAUGCCAAAGCUAGGCGACACAAAUUAGACUAGCCUAGGUCAUACCGAUUAAGACUAGACUAGGAACCGUUUCUUAGGGGGUAAAGUGAUGUUACUGCAGACUACCAUACAGCUGUUAGGUGCAAGUUUUUAAAUCUGUGCUGGAUUAAUGUUGUCAUUUUGCAUCAGUCAGGG
Molecule: messenger RNA, 1725 nt
Organism: Lobosporangium transversale
Lineage: Eukaryota; Fungi; Mortierellomycota; Mortierellomycetes; Mortierellales; Mortierellaceae
Exons: 1
Coding region: 123-1547 (474 amino acids)
Biological process (GO): regulation of DNA-templated transcription
Molecular function (GO): DNA-binding transcription factor activity
Source: RefSeq, a predicted model, not a curated record